AUGAUAUCAACGAACCCUUCCCCCAGUACCCUCGUAUUGGUGUUAGGAUUCACAAGUUUUUCAGCCCUUCUAUAUAGGUGGUGGACCACGCCGUCAAACCGUCUUCCCCCUGGACCAAAGCGCCUCCCAGUUAUCGGCAAUGUAUUUGACAUACCCAAAGACUUCGCGUGGAUUACAUAUCAGAAGUGGUCGAAAGAGUAUGAUUCAGACGUUAUUCAUGUGGAUGCGCUGGGAACCCACCUGAUCGUCGUAAACUCUGCGAAGGCAGCGAACGAGAUCUUCGAAAAACGGUCGUCCAUAUACUCCGACAGGCCAGCAUUUGUAACUAUGAAAGAGAUCUUAAAAAUGAAGUGGGCGAUGGGAUUCACGUCAUACGGCGCAGACUGGCGGCGUCUACGGAAGGCAUUCCAUCAACACUUCCAACCCGUAGCAUCUGAGCAGUUUCACCCUAUCGAGGCGAGGGCGACUCUCGACCUUCUACAACGUCUUUUGCAUACGCCACAGGAUUUCAUUGACCAUAUCAGACACAUGGCAGGAAGGACCAUACUCGAGAUAGCGUAUGGGAUCGAAGUUCAACCUCAGAAUGACUAUUACAUCAAGACUGUUGAGAAGGCAUUGGACGCCAUGACAUUCGGCAGCUCCCCGAGAGCUAACGUCUUCGAGACGUUCCCUAUAUUGACACGCCUGCCUGACUGGCUUCCCGGCAUGUCACUCAAGAGAGAAGCAAAGGGUUGGAUUCCCUCAUGCAUACAGGUCGCAGAGGCGCCAUUUCGUGCCGUGAAAGAAGCCGUUGCCAAUGGCACAGCCAUAGAGUCAGUCACUUCCUCUCUGCUUCGUGAUAGCAAAGACGAGAAAUCACCUUGGGAUGAGGAUAUCGCAAAGAGAGUACCUGCAGCAAUGCUCUUCGGGGGUGCAGAUACGACUCUUUCGGCCAUCACAACAUUCAUGCUGACCAUGGUACUGUAUCCGGAAAUUCAAAGAAGGGCGCACGCAGAGAUCGACGCCAUCAUUGGCCACGAUCGCCUACCGAUCCAUUCUGACGAAGACCUGCUCCCGUAUGUCGGCGCUGUGGUGAAGGAGAUUCUGAGGUGGUCGCCUAUCGCACCCCUCGCCAUCCCUCAUAGCGUGAUGUCCGAUGACAUUUACGAAGGCUAUUUCAUUCCCGCAGGUUCAAUAGUCCUCGGCAAUUGCUGGGCCAUCCUCCACGAUGAAUCUGUAUAUCCCGAUCCCCACGUUUUCAAGCCCGAGCGCUUCCUCGGUCCUGACAACACUGCCACGACUAACUUCCCUGAUGCGGCAUUCGGAUUCGGGCGGCGGGUGUGUCCUGGCCGCUUCAUGGCGCGCGCGUCAACAUGGCUCGCAAUCACGUCUAUCCUUGCGACGUUCGAGAUAUCAAAAGCUGUCGAUGAGAGCGGAAACGAAAUCGUGCCGACAGGCGAGUACUUGAGCGGCCCUAUAACGCAUCCGGUUCCGUUCAAAUGUAGUAUUAAGCCCAGGUCCCAUGCGGCGGAGACACUGAUUCAGACAGCCUCGAUAUGAAGAUUCAGUAGCUUCGUGUGUUUUGUAGAGCAUGUACCAGUAAUUCAACUCGUCAAACAGUGU
Messenger RNA from Heterobasidion irregulare TC 32-1, 1602 nucleotides. RefSeq names its product cytochrome P450 monooxygenase 32 (gene cyp32). The record is from RefSeq and is a predicted model, not a curated record. The coding region runs from base 1 to 1539 and encodes 512 amino acids. NCBI's taxonomy places the organism in Eukaryota, Fungi, Basidiomycota, Agaricomycetes, Russulales, Bondarzewiaceae. Gene Ontology annotation, molecular function: iron ion binding; monooxygenase activity; heme binding. The transcript has 12 exons.